Messenger RNA from Paramuricea clavata, 7910 nucleotides. The record is from the annotation of a GenBank genome assembly. Lineage: Eukaryota; Metazoa; Cnidaria; Anthozoa; Malacalcyonacea; Plexauridae.
AUGUUUGCACGAAAUUUCCAUCUAGAAAACCCCAUCAACAAAAAACAUCAACAUCCAAUAAAUUUAUUUCCUUUUCUAUUUAGUAAUGUAUGUUUGCCUGAAAGAAAGCCUGUGGCUUUUCGCCUGGGAGAUAGCAGUUCCAUAUCUUCAGGUAAGGUUAGCAGCUUCCUUGGCGCACAUACCUGUAGAUUGUAUUUUUGUGGAGGUAGCCAAUCUUCAAAUGGAGCUAGGCUAUGCCACAUUCUCGUACCCAGAGCCCAUCUUACAAGCGGUCAACAGAGCAUGACGAGGGUCGAGGGAUACGAGAAUGGGUUGCGUCGCAACUGUAGAUCAAAAUUUAGCCUCUGAACGAGAACAAAAUGCCAAGUACAUACCUAGCUUUUUCAUGAUUUUUGGAGUUAUACCUAGCUCGAAAUGAUAGCCAGUAACUCCACAAUUUAUAUUUCAACUCAAUUAGUUUUUACUUACACAAGUUACUCAAGUGUAUAUUUUGGUUUGGAGUUGGCCCUUUAGACUUGGGAGGUAGCGUCGCUCGAUUGCUUCCUACUUUCCGCAGCCAUGUUGGCGCAAUCGUCAGUGCGAGCGCCUUUUCACCUCUGAGAUCGAUUUUCGUUUCGGACUCCAUUUUCCUCCCACAGAAAAAUUGUUGACAGGUUUGGUGGGGAUUAGCCCCUAACUUACCCUUCCACCAUGGGUCAUAACUCAUAAUGUGGCUGCCAGAGGUGCCUUAGAAAGCCUUCGACUGGAUCAGUUUGAGCUCCGUCCUUCGCUAUAGGGGGAUUCAAGGUUUCCGACGCCAUCUUGAAUCUAUUGUUUUCACCAUUGUUUUUGCACCCGCCGCAAAUUUAUUCUAUUUUGUCAGAUUAAGUAUUUACAUUUUCUGUUCUUGUUCCAGACGACAUAUCUGAUGCAUUUUUUGAAGUCACAGUCAAUGAUUUGCGGCUUAUGUUGAAGGGUCUUAAAAAUGAAAGGUAUUUCGUAUGAAUGAAAUGAAAUUUUGGUUCAUUUGGGUAGAAAAACUGUAGUAUGUUGUACACUUUGUCAAUAUCUGUCUUUGUUUCGAAAUGAUUUGUUAUCUACACGCGUAAAAAUUGAGAAAAUCAACAACUUGUUCCAGACUGAUUGAUAAAGGCGUGAACAAGGUUGUGCGGCCCACUAUGAACAGUAUAUUGUCAACAUGUUGUUACAGCAUUGUUCAACUGUAACAACUUGGAACAACAUGGUUGACAAAUGGUUCAUAGUUGGCCGCACAACAUUGUUCACGCCUGUCGAUAUCAACUUGGAACAACCUGUGCGUUUUUAGCCGUGUAUUAUGUCACAAGUAUAGAAGUCCAGCAGCCCACAAAAUGAUUCUGAAUUCACCGAAAACUUCAAAUAACAAGAAACUUUCUAACUCACAGAAAACUUUUAACUCAGAAAAUAUUUUCAAGUCGCAAAAAAACUUUUGUAACUCACCGAAAAAAUCCUUUUAUAAACGUAACGUUUUUUUGCAAAUAUACAAAAAUAAAGAGUUCAAACGCAACUUAACGUGAGCCUCCUGGGCUUCUAUACAGAAGUAGAAUAACCGAUUUUGUAGUUUUGAAUGAUCACAAUAAGUCGAUUCAUAGUCUCGACUGCGCAUCCAAAUGAUCAACUACUCGGUAUAUGUUCAACUGCAAUUUCCGACGUUCUGAAUUGGCUUGUUUCGACGUGAAAGCUAAUUCCACUGCUCAUGUCGUAUUUACAUUAUAUGUAAUAUUUCAAAUCCGAGUAUGAGGACUGGAAUAGGUUUCAAGUCCGCGCAAUUUGAUGGUUGAAAUCUAAUCCAGUCCGAAUUGGAGGAUUUGAAAUGACAUCUCAUACGAAUAAAUCACUAUUUAAAGUGAGGUGAAUUAAUUAUGAUCCAGUCCUAGGACUGGAUCAAUAUACUUCACCAGGUAUCCAGUGUUAUCAUGUGAACAAAAUAAAGCAAUAUGGUUGGCUAAUUUACGCAUGAAUUAUUAAUGAGUUUGAGAUUGACUUAUCAAGGACUGCAGAGAAGCCGCUGAUGACGACAAAAAUGAGAGAGGAACGUGAGAAAAGCAAAAUGGACCAGUACGAGAGGGUAAUAUAGAUUAUAGACAAUAUGUGAAUUGCUCAACCACCUUAGAAUGCCUUCGAUUCGAUCAGGUUGAGCUGCGUCCUUCGUAAUUCAGCUCAGCUCCCAGCUGCAAGUAAAGGCUGCUCUCCAGCGUUUUUCAUACGUGCGUAUACGCACGUAAAAGUUUAAAUCUUUUUAAAUUUUACUUAUGAAAUAACUAAUUGAAUAAAAGGAAAUAAUUUAGUUUUCUGUGUGAUUUAAUAUGCAUUUGCUGAGGUAAUUAGUACUUGUAUAAAAUUUAGAAAGAUUUAAACUUUUAUGUGAGUACACGCACGUAUGAAAAACGCUUAACUGGAGCGGCAGCCUUAAGGCUGCAUUGCAGUUACGCGUUUUUCAUACGUGCGUACACGCACGUAAAAGUUGAAUUCGCUUUACAUCCUACUUAUGAAAUAACUAAAUUUAUAAAAGGACAGCAUUCAGUUUUGUGUAUGAUUGAAUGUGUAUUUGUUAAGGUUAUUUACACUUAUAUGUAAUUUUAAGCGAAUUCAACUUUUACGUGCGUGUACGCACGUAUGAAAAACGCGUAACUGGAAUGCAGCCUUUAAGGGUGAUUUAAUAGCACACCCACCGCCAGUGAGCUAUAUAUAUAUAUAUAUAUAUAUAUAUAUAUAUAUAUAUAUAUAUAUAUAUAUAUAUAUAUAUAUAUAUAUAUAUAUAUAUAUAUAUAUAGUUUUUCGUUUUACCUCAAAAAACCACAACAGUCUGUUUCAUCUGUAUAGGAAUCAUCAGGUGGUGAAUAAUUUCGAAAUUGUAGGUUGCUUUUAUGCUGUCGAAAGAAUGUGCGGAAUGCGUGUAGGCGAAACAAUGCUUAGGUGAAACAAUGCAUGCUUGGGUCAUUAGGUUUUGUUAACGACCUUGUUUACUCGAAACUUGUUUCAUCCCCCAACAUUUUCAUUUUCGCGGACAAAACUAGAAACAUUUACGAAACGUCACUGAACACAUACAACGAACUCUUACAUGAUAACAUCACGAAAACGUACAAACAUGGAUCAGAGGACUUCAUACAUGAAAUUGACUCCGAAUUGAAAGAAAUUUCGAGUAAGUUAGGAAUUGGCGACAGAAUUGAACGAAUGAAAAAACGCGAAGCAUUUAUAUCUUUAAAAGAUCACAAAGAAAAUUUCGAAAACAAUCCAAAAUGCCGACUAAUUAAUCCCGCAAAAAGGAAUCCGGAAAACUAAGUAAGGUUAUUUUAGAUAAAAUUAAUUCCAAUUUGAGACAAAAACUAAAUUCAAAUCAAUGGAGAAAUACGCAACAAGUAAUUUCAUGGUUUGGCAAUAUAAACGAUAAAGACAGGCACAGUUUUAUUUCAUUUGAUAUUGUGGAUUUUUACCCAUCUAUUUCCGAAAAACUUUUAAAUGAAGCAUUGGUCUGGGCUUCGGAUUUGACUACUAUUACCGAAAACGAUAUUUCAAUAAUAAAACAUGCAAGAAAAUCUCUACUUUUCGGCAACGGCAAAUUAUGGACAAAAAAAGACGGAAGCAACAGUUUAUUUGACGUCACUAUGGGUAGUUUCGACGGCGCUGAAAUUUGUGAGCGGGUAGGCCUUUUCAUUUUAAAUCACUUAGGUAAGAGGUUUGGCAAGGAAAACAUCGGACUUUAUAGAGAUGAUGGUUUGGCUAUUAUAAAAAGCAAAUCCGCCCGUUUACUAGACAAAACUAGAAAAGAGCUACACAAAAUUUUCGAGCAAUUAGACCUUAAAAUCACCGCCGAAAUAAAUAUGAACGUUGUAAAUUUUUUAGAUGUUACUUUCGACCUGAUCAACGCAAAACACAAACCAUACAGGAAACCCAAUGACGAUCCAUUGUACAUCCACAGACACUCAAACCAUCCACCAAGCAUUACAAGACAAUUACCUACAGCCAUCAACAAACGCAUUGCACUUCUCUCAUCGGACGAACAAACAUUUAAGGAAUCCACACCUAUUUACCAGAACGCUCUUACACAUAGUAACUUUGAUCAUGAAUUUACGCACACUGAGAAUGCACCGCAACGGACACGUAGGAAUAGGCAACGCAACAUAAUUUGGUUCAACCCACCAUUUAGUAAGAGUGUUAACACGAACAUAGGACGGGAAUUCUUAAGUUUAAUUGACAAACACUUCCCGCUACAGCACAAACUACACAAGAUUUUUAACAGAAACACUUUAAAAGUAAGCUACAGUUGCAUGAACAACGUUAAGUCUAUAAUCAACAAACACAACGCACAUAUAAUUAGGAACAGUCAAUCACAGAAUACGGAAACUGACAACUGUAACUGCGACAACAAAAACACUUGCCCACUACCGAAACAAUGCAUGACCAACAUCAUUAUUUACAAAGCAACAGUCACAACGAACAACACGAACGACACUAAACACUACAUUGGUAUGACAGCGACUACAUUUAAGGAACGUUACGCUAACCACACUUCAUCUUUUCGUCAUAAAAAAGACUCAAACAAAACGGAACUUUCGAAACAUAUUUGAGUGUGGAAAUUAAAAGAAAACAAUCAGGAUUAUACCAUCAAAUGGUCAAUUUUAAAACACGCUAUUUCGUACACAGGGGGAUCAAAACGCUGCAAUUUAUGUUUGGAAGAAAAUUUUGCAUUUUGAAAGACAUAAACAAAGACAAUUUACUCAAUGAAAGAAGCGAAAUUUUCGGCAAAUGUCGUCACAAAAACCGGUUUCGAGUAAACAAGGUCGUUAACAAAACCUAAUGACCCAAGCAUGCAUUGUUUCACCUAAGCAUUGUUUCGCCUACACGCAUUCCGCACAUUCUUUCGACAGCAUAAAAGCAACCUACAAUUUCGAAAUUAUUCACCACCUGAUGAUUCCUAUACGGAUGAAACAGACUGUUGUGGUUUUUUGAGGUAAAACGAAAAACUAUAUUACGCUCUAUCUAUAUGGUAUUGAGCACUGUUUGUGUUUCGUAAACCGAAAUCUUAAGCUAUAUAUAUAUUCAAUAAAGGUUGUCCUUUGCAAACCUUAAACCUUAAAACCUUAAACUCUAAGUGCGCAAAGCAUGAUGGGAGCACUGAUUUCAAGCUUAAUUGUUGAUUAUUGAAGCUGUUUGUCAGUGAAAUGUUUUUGCAGGGAGAUUUUUAUCAUGUCUCCAAAAAAUGGGCUCCAUAUAUGCUUUUUAAACUGCUUAAAUUUGGCUCCCAUUAUGCUUUGCACGCUUAGAGUUUAAGGUUUAAGGUUUUAGAGUUUAAGGUUUCAAAGGACAACCUUUAUUGAAUUAUUGUGAUGUGCAACCACUGCCAUGGGAUUCAAAGGAAAAAGAGAUUUUCGCCAUGUUGGAUGAUAUUCGCAUUGCAAACAAGCAAAAUCCUUUGUCAGUGUCAUCCAACAUGGCGACGGUGACGUAACUUGCACACCACCUAUUGUUUUUUCCAACGGUCAGCACAGCUGCAAGGAGUGUGUAGAAUUUUGUAUUUUGACCUCGAUUUAAAGAACUGUUCUAUGAUUUUAUGAACUGUCGACUUCUUUAGCGACAUGAUCCGUUAGAGAAAACUGGAGUUAGCUGGAGGAAAAUGGUAUUAAAAAUGUUUACAACCUUUGUAGACUUUGGACUUACAAUUUCCCCCAUGGCUUCACUUUUCUCAUGGGUAGAAUAACCGAAGUUCUAUUGCUCAAUGACCCCCACGUACUUACUGCUCUUAUGGGUACCGUGCCAUUAAAAUGUUUGUCUUUUUCUGUCAGGUGGCAAUCCGAGUGUAUUUUCCUGAUCGAACAGUACUUCAAGGAUUUUUCUCACCCAAGGAAACUGGUAAGCAUAUGUAUUGAACUAAAGAAAGUCUGACCAAAUCUAAUAUGGGAAAUACGUUAUUCAUGCUAGUAACACAUGUCGUGUCUUUCAGUUUCAGCAGUUACCUCGUUCGUCAAUGAAAACCUUGAGCAAAAAAACACAGACUUUUAUUUAUGUAAGUGAAGGUAUACAUGUGGUUAAUUCAAUCUUUGAAUAGCAUUGGGCAUGCGGGUCUUGAGCAGACUGCUCCAUUUCCUGUUCAGAGUACUCCGGAUUUUCGAAGCAAUAGUAAAUAGAACCGAAAACUGUUAUAUGACUUACCUUAGGUGAGUAAGGGCAGCCAGAACAGUCAUGUGACCGUUUUCGGUUCUAUUAUAUUAGUGUUCCGAGAAUCCAGAGUACGCCGAACAGUAAAUGGAGCUACCAAAUGGAGCUACCAACACCAAGCAAACAAAAACUAGUCGUCUGGGGACGAGAAUGGAUCGUGAAAUCAAACUCUCCCCCCAGAAAGUUUUUCCACCUCACCUUGAAAAAUUUGCAACCCCCCCCCCCCGAAAUUUAAAUGCUCAUUGGAUUAAAUGACAGUAGUGGGAUUUAAACAAGGGUUUUGAAUAAGACCAAGGAUUUUAAAUAAGACGAACAUUCUCAAAUUUUCCUGGGGGCUUCGCCUCCUUACCCCCAUUAGCAACUUUGCCCCCAGACCCCUGCUCCAGCAUGUUUAACGGUGCUACGCGCCCCGUCGCUCACUUCCAUCCCCCCCCCCCCUAAAUUUUCGGCAGCCCCCUGAGCAAAAUCUGAAAUCAAUGCAGUCUAACUGGUGUACAAACCAAGCAUUGACCAUCUUGACAUUUGAAUUUGGAGGUAGCCCGUUGCAGCCAUGGGUAUAGCUUUCAAUUAUAAUUUUCUGAUAGCGUUUCAGUUAUCUUUAGUUCUUCGGACAGAAUUGCUGAAAAAAACGACUAACUUUUUUCAUUUUUUAGACACCACUCCUCCAAGGAUCAUACUCGAUAAACCAAACAUAACUUUAUUCGAAGUAAGUAAUAUUGCAAAGAAGGGAAUGACUAUAGAAUAGUGUUGAAGGAUUUUGUGGAUGAAAUUUAUUCGAGUGUUGCACUUAUUUAGACAGCCCUGUCUGUCAGCCCUGGUUAGAUCUAAAUAAAUGUAUAAAAUUUGCACUCCAAUGGUGAUUCUAGCUUGCUAUAGACUAAAUUUUGAUCUAGGCAAGAAGAACAAACUUCAUCAGGACAGCUAGAAAGAGCAUGUUAAAAUUAGUAAAAUUGCAAAGUUUGGUUGCGAAAUGUUGUAUAAAAUGAGGAAAAUAUAGCCCUACGAAAUUUGCAAGUUUUGUUGUAAUUUGUAUUACGUGGUAUUAUUACAAGGUGGUGCAUUUUCUCGUGCGUAAUACAAAUUUAAAUUACAAAAUUUGCAAAUUUCGCAGGGCCAUAUUUUUCGCAAUUUACAACAUUUCGCAACCAAACUUUGCAAUUUUACUAAUCUUAACAUGCUCUUUCUAGCUGUGGUGAUUUUGUUCUUCUUGCCUUGAUCAAAAUUGAGUCUAUAGCAGGAAUCAUCCAUUGUGUGCGAGCCCAUCUGGUUUAUUCCACUAACCAUCAUCCAUUUUUGUUGUAUCUUCAAAGGCAAAACUUUUUCCUGCUGCUAUUAUACAUUUUGGCAGUCGGGACACGCAAGGUAAAUACGACCAUUAGAAGAUAGAUUGGCGAGAUGUAUUGAAUGUAAACGUGAAACAAAAUACUUUGCUUGACCGCGCUGGGAAUCGAACCCUUUAGUUUGUUAGUCCAAUGCUCUACCAACUGAGCUACGAGGUCAAGUCGGUUCACUCGAACCCGACUGUGGACACACUCAGAGCAACAUCACAAACAUAUUCCACAUCUUUUUAGGAAGUUAUUUGCAUUCACGGCAUCUACAAGGGAUGGCUGAUUUCACUUCAGCUAAUGAGAUGGUGGACACAUAUAACAGGUAUGGAAAUACGGUUUUAAUUCGGGUUCUAUGUCAUAAAUUGCGUUACAAGUUGCAGCAAUUAGCCUUUCUCACAAAGGCCAAAAUCC